Molecule: messenger RNA, 543 nt
Organism: Striga hermonthica
Lineage: Eukaryota; Viridiplantae; Streptophyta; Magnoliopsida; Lamiales; Orobanchaceae
Source: the annotation of a GenBank genome assembly
AUGGCGAUCUCAGCCGCCGACCCCCGCCGCAUCGCCGUCGGCAGCUUCCUCGAGGAGCUCGGUAACCGCGUCGACGUCCUCACCUUCUCCGACGACCGCCCCGCCGCAGCUUCCAUCUCCCCCUCCUCCCCUGCUCUCUCCUUCGACCACCCCUACCCCCCGACGAAGCUCCUCUUCCACCCAUCCCCCUCCGCCCCCGCCAGCCUCCUCGCCUCCUCCGGCGACUUCCUCCGCCUAUGGAGAGUCGGCGACGCCUCUGUAGACCCCAUCUCCACCCUCAACAACAGCAAGGCCAGCGAGUACUCCGCGCCACUCACCUCCUUCGACUGGAACGAGGCCGAGCCCCGCCGCAUCGGCACCUCCAGCAUCGAUACCACCUGUACCAUCUGGGACGUCGAGAAGGGCGUCGUCGAGACCCAGCUUAUCGCCCACGACAAAGAAGUCUACGACAUGGCCUGGGGAGAAGCCGGGGUUUUCGCCUCCGUCUACGACAUGUGCAGGCGCGCACACAUUGGGCCGGGCCCACUGCACAUCCUUUUCUAA